CAUGUGUACAUUUACAUGUAGCUUACAUUUGAGUAUUCAUAUGUAUGUUGGUUAGUUAGGUUGGUAUAUUAUUCAUUACAAGGUCUCAAAAACUUAACGUCACAACUAAAUUUGUCAUCACCCAUCAUCACCCAUUUUACAGACUGGCUAAUCUUUUUUUUUUUUUUUUUUUUAAACAAAAUUUCACAUUUUAGGAAAGUCUUGUGCUGAUGUGUUGUAAAGAAAACCUUAAUUUAUACAAUACAUUUAAUUCCAGGGGAGAUAGCUCUGUACUUCUGCUCUGCCUAAACCUUUGUUUUCCAUGUCUCUCAACCUCUGGAUGUCUACAGCUCAGGAUGCGCAGAUACAAGGCCAGCUUAAAUGUGAGAUCCCACUGGUUGCUGUCCAUGGUAACACCCCCCCACCCCCCACCAACCCACCCAGAUUGGUAUCUGCCGGGUCGAGUCGGGACUUGACUUGUUGCACACAGGUGUGAUAAGACCGAACACUGGUGCCAAAGCUUACUAUGUGUCCUAUACAUAUAUUACAUUACAGACAGCUUUUUACUGGUGACUGGUUUGCGCAUGCGAAGAGGCAAGCUGAGGCCACUUUGUUUAACAGAUGACCGUGUCGAGAGCAUCUAUCGCUCUCGAUGCGCACCGCAGAAUAUGAGCGUUUUUACAUUGACAAGAUAUUUAAACCCGGUUAGAUACAAUUCCAGGUUUUAUUUCUCUGCACGCCUCUCGUAAUAGGCUACUACGUUUCACGCAACAGGCUGCAACACCAAUGUGGAGUCUGUACGCUGAAGAACGGUACCACCACCUGUAACUGUGCCAAUCUGCUCCCGACUUUCAUGCCGACGCCGAGGAUGAAGAAGCAAAACGUCCGAACCCUGUCGCUCAUCCUCUGCAUGUUUUCCUACUUGCUGGUCGGCGCCGCGGUGUUUGACGCGCUGGAGUCCGAGUCGGAGAGCUCCCGCAGGCGCAUCUUGGAGCAGAAGCGCAACGAGAUGAAGAAGAAGUACCGCUUCUCCGAGGACGACUACCGCGAAAUCGAGCGAGUGGUGCUGCAAGCUGAGCCCCAUCGCGCCGGGAGACAGUGGAAAUUUGCUGGCUCUUUUUACUUUGCCAUAACAGUCAUCACCACCAUUGGUUAUGGACAUGCAGCACCAGGCACAGAUGCAGGAAAGGUCUUCUGCAUGUUCUACGCUGUACUGGGCAUUCCUCUCACUUUGGUCAUGUUCCAGAGCCUGGGAGAAAGGAUGAACACAUUUGUCCGCUACCUCCUCCAUAAGGCAAAGCAGUGCAUGGGCUUUCGACGCACUGAAGUGUCCAUGGAGAACAUGGUCCUGGUAGGCUUCCUGUCCUGCAUUGGGACACUCUGUGUGGGAGCUGCAGCUUUCUCCCACUUUGAGGGAUGGAGCUUCUUCCACGCUUACUACUACUGCUUCAUCACACUCACCACGAUUGGCUUCGGGGACUUUGUGGCCCUGCAGAAAAAGGAGGACCUCCAGGAGAAAACCCCCUAUGUGGCGUUCAGUUUCAUGUACAUCCUGGUGGGGCUAACUGUUAUUGGGGCCUUCCUUAAUUUGGUAGUGCUUCGCUUCCUCACCAUGAACACUGAGGAUGAGAGGAGAGAUGCUCAAGAGAGGGCAUCACUGAAGAGGGACAGAGGCCUUUUGGAUGGGGCUGUGGGUCUCCAUGUUGUAGGUGAACAGAGCAGAGGCAGUCACAGGGAGAGGAACAGGAGCAAUGCAGUGCACAACCGCAGCCACAGUACGCUCUUCCUCCCGAUGGAGGAGGGAACCAGCCGCACCAACCUCAUCGCUUCCCCAGCAGAGGAUCAGGAGAGGCAAAGGAGCCCCUGCAAAAACAGGCUGCAUUUUCAGAUCAAGGCAGGAAGACACAGGCCGGGGUCGAGCCUCAGCUCCCUCUGCUCCUGCGUGUGCUACCGCUUAGGGAUUUGUGAUAGUCCUCUCAUGUCCCACAGUGAACACCACGGCUGCCAUAUCAAUUCUGUUUAUUACAACUCGGUCUCCUAUAGGAUCCAGGGCUGCUCGCCAGGUUCCAGGGACAACACUGGACUCUCAUCCCCGGGAAGCACGCUCUCACCUGGGCAUAGCUUCCGGGAGUUCCCUCGUUCAAGGAGAAAGUCAGUGUAAAGAGCACUAUAGUGCGGGGAAAGACUGUAAACAGUAUUUUCAAUGACACUGUAUUUUGUGUUGCACCUCUUUUGUGCAUGUCAGAAGACAAUGAUUCUGUUAACUGAAUAGGUUGUCUGUUGUGGCUAUUUAAAAUCAUUUUAUUUGUAAAGCAAAGAUGAGAUUUAAUUUCCUCUUUUACCAUGCAAUUAUUUAUGUUAUUUAAGCUGUUUUCCUCGCAUGUAAGCCAAAGUGCAGUGCAUGCUAAAGAGAAUGUAUAGCACACAAUGUGAAUGCAUGAGUGCUAUGUAAAGAUGUAAAAGGUUGGGCUUUUUAACAAAAGUAUUUUGUAUAUAGUGCUUAUUAAUGACUGUAUAACUAUUCGGUGAAGGUAUGUGAAUGAUCCUAAAUGGACUGUGCUCCUGCUUUAAACAAAAUCCUAAAUUUUUCAUGCCAUACCUAGAAGAUGUCAUUAUACUUUUAUAUUAAAAAAGCCUUAAAGAACUUUGACCAAGCACAUAAGAUAUGUGGCUUCUUAGCUCAGUGAAUUUAAUAAAUCCCUUUAUUACUAAUCAUUGCGGGGUUAGCUAUAACUUUUCUGUGCAUCGUUGAGAACUGAUGCUCUCUAAAGAGAUUCUGCUUGUUACAUGACUGAUUCAAAUUCAAUGGAUGUAGCACAAAACAGAUAUGUAGCAGGUUACGAGUGAACUUCCCGCAGUCCUGGAAAAGUUGUCAUUUUCCAGCCAGGGAGGUGUUGUUUCCUAGUCGACUCGGUUUGUAGUCACAUUCGAUGUGAGUCUCUUAAAGUAUUGUUUUAUUAAACCAAAGGAAAGGA
Messenger RNA from Seriola aureovittata, 2954 nucleotides. It is a transcript of the gene kcnk15, whose product is annotated as potassium channel, subfamily K, member 15. Gene Ontology annotation, cellular component: membrane. The coding region runs from base 833 to 2140 and encodes 435 amino acids. Gene Ontology annotation, molecular function: potassium ion leak channel activity. NCBI's taxonomy places the organism in Eukaryota, Metazoa, Chordata, Actinopteri, Carangiformes, Carangidae. The record is from RefSeq and is a predicted model, not a curated record. Gene Ontology annotation, biological process: potassium ion transmembrane transport; stabilization of membrane potential. The transcript is spliced from 2 exons.